Messenger RNA from Polistes dominula (European paper wasp), 1877 nucleotides. Its product is annotated as TD and POZ domain-containing protein 2. The record is from RefSeq and is a predicted model, not a curated record. NCBI's taxonomy places the organism in Eukaryota, Metazoa, Arthropoda, Insecta, Hymenoptera, Vespidae. Gene Ontology annotation, molecular function: protein binding.
CGAUUGAUGGAUAAUUUUGAUUUUUCGUUUUCAAGCAAUAUAAUUUUAUUAACGUCGCACACGACACGCAUAUUUGCAUGUGUGACAAUAUAAAUUAGAGAACGCAUAGUUUGAAUGCGGAGUUAGAAUCGGAGUUAGAAUUUACGAUGAUGGUCCAAACUCUCAGUAGGUUUGCAGUACUCGAACUGAACGAAUAUCGUCUUAUCGUGCUCUCGAAAAAUAAAUUAUUUUACAAGUGAUCAUUGUUAGUGUAAAAGAAAAAAACGUUUUUAAAUCGUCCGAUUAAAAAUUAUUUCGAAUUUGUUCUAAACUCAAAGAUCACAUUCAUUUUCAUAUAAAAUACUUUUUUUCGAGUUAUUUGUAGAUUUAAAUAAAAACUUCAAAUAUAUGUGUUAAUAAAAUGACUUUAUUGCGAAUCGAGUUAUUUGGCCGACAAGGUAACAAAACAAACUCAAAACAAGCUGAAACGGAAAUAGCAAAGGAAGCUGUUUAACGAUUCAUGUUUUUGGCAGUGAAGUUGUACUAUAUAAAAGCCUCGUAGUGCUGCAACUCGCAAGACUAUAUUGAAGAUCAGAAACUAGCACUGCAAUUUACACUCGAAAAUCGUUGCCAAAGAGAAAGAGAGAGAGAGAGAGAGAGAGAAAGCCAUCAAUUGAAAUAUGGAGCUUAUGGUACCGACAGUUUCAGAUGUCAUUUUUAAAUACACCUGGUCCAUAGCUAAUUAUAAGAAAACAAUAUCGAAAAGCAGUUCGAUCGACAGUCCACAUUUCGAAUUGAAUGUUAAUGGUAUUCACAGUUCUUGGAAUUUAUCAAUAAGAUUUUGGAAAGGACCUGAGGGCAAGAGAAUCACAAACCCAGUAGUUUUGUGUUUGAAUAUUUUGAAUUGCAUCGUUGAAGAAGUUGAGCAAGCUAAAAUUCGUUUUCAAUUUGGUGUGUUUAAUGCCGAUGUCAAACACUGGGAAUAUUGUCACGUUAGUAGAACGGUAUUGGAAUUAAAAUCAAACAAUGAGAUUAUUUCACUUGGAUACAGAGAUUUGUCCAUUGUCGACAGACACCUGAAGAAAAAUGGUGAAGUCGAUUUAAUGGUCAAAAUACAAAUUAUACAAUGUGAAAGUGAAAAACAUAAUUUAUCUCAGGAUAUGGCCAAAUUGUUAAAACAUCCACGUACGGCAGAUACCAAAUUAAUUUGUGGCGGAUUGUCUGGUACAGUAAUACCAGUACACAGCAGCAUAAUUAUUGCUCGUAGCAACGUUCUAGCUGAAAUGUUAUCCCCUAUAUCUGAUUCUUCAAUAAAUAACGAGUUACAAUCAAAAAGAGAUGAAGACAAAAAUGAAUACAUGGAAGUCCAAUACUUGUUCUCAUUGGAAUUGUUAGACAUCUGCAAGGAAACGAUGGAUGAACUUUUACGAUAUAUUUACAGUGAUCACGUCGAUAAUUUGGAUAAUCUAGCACCGCAAUUAUUAUUUUUAGCAAAACGUUUCUGUUUACAAGGUUUGAAAGAACUUUGCGAGAGAAAUUUAAUCGAAACUAUAACACCUGAUAACGUUGCUAGUAGACUUUUAAUAGCAGACGAAUUUAGUUGUGAAUCAUUGAAAAGAGCAAGCUUAGCUUAUUGUGAAGAAAAUAUAACAGUACUUAAUAAAAGUUUAGCUUGGAAGAUGAUGGAACAAGUGAAUCCUGAAUUAUUUAAUGAAGUUUGCGAAGCUGGAAUGGGAAGUUCUAGAUCUAGUAAUAUAGAUGAUAGUGAAUUAAGUAAUUAAAAUUGAAUAUGAUGAUCUAUUUCAAUGAUUAACUUUAGUGAAAAUUCAUGUGAUUAUUGUAUAUUAUAUUUUAAGAUUACUUCAUUCGUUUAUUUUAAUUUUCAUCGAUCAUUUAAA